AUGUAUAGAUUAUAUGAAAUUAUAAUUAAUAAAGUUCAAACAACUCUUAAAAUAUCAAAUAUUCUUUAAUUUUAUUGGAUUUCAGCAAGUUGCUUUGAAAGGGUCACCAUUUUGAACAACCCUGCCGUGUAAUUGGAUUCAAAGAAGCCCAUUAAACUUGGAUAAAUUUAAUUAUCCGUAUUAAUACAUAAUAAUGACUUUAAAAUUGCAAAUCUUUUUUUCAUCUCUAAUUAUAAAAUUUGUAAUUAUUUGCAAACCAUGCACUAAUUUUUACCCAACUAACUCAUCUUUGAUUCCUAUUCCCCAAUCAGUUACUGGAAUGCAUACUAAAAUCUACAAAACUCCUAUUACAACAAUUAUUAUGCUUAUCAAUAAAUGGCUUACUCACAACCUUUCCCAUGUUAUUAAUAGAAACUCCAAUAAAAUUUUGAAUAAGUACAUUAUUAGGAAGACCCAAUUUCCACUUAAGGCACCAGAAGAUCGAUUGUAGAAUAUUCGGAUGUGACACCCCAAAUCACGAAUGAAACUCUCGAACGAUACAUAAUGAUGAUUAUCAACGAGGACGAAUCUUUCCACAAUAUAAUAACAAAGCUAAAAAGUAGCAAUUAAAUUGCCUUAAUAAAAUUGCUUGAAAUGUUGGCUCAGAAACAGAAAUGCUAACAGAAAAGUCGAGAAGAACUCGUUAAGUUUUGCAUACGCAAAGCAUUGAAAUUUAUUUUCCAAAGGAUUUAGGAGAAAUACGAUAAGACAAAGACAAAUUUGAAAUCAGCACAGAAAAUAUUCAUGUCAAUGGUGGAGAAGGAAACCCAAACUACCAUAAUGCUCCCAUUUAGAAAGAAUAGCAAAAACAAAACAAUGAAUUCAGAUUUUUUAAAACAAAUUUUCUCAUCUUAAACUUUUGUUAAUUACUAUAAGGAAUUUCUAAGCUGCUUAGAACAAGAAAUACAAAAGGAUUCAAAAAAAAAAAUUGCCUCUCUCUGCAAUAAAAUUAUGAACCAUAUUCAUGAUGAAAAAAAGUUUGAAUUCGACGUGAAAAGAUUGCCUUGGUCUCAUUCUAACGUAGAGAAAGUCAAAUAGGCUGCUCAAGAAAUGUUACUUUAUUCGAAUUUUGAGAUUAAAUGA
Molecule: messenger RNA, 1122 nt
Organism: Paramecium tetraurelia
Lineage: Eukaryota; Ciliophora; Oligohymenophorea; Peniculida; Parameciidae
Exons: 6
Source: RefSeq, a predicted model, not a curated record